Messenger RNA from Penicillium nucicola, 435 nucleotides. RefSeq names its product single-stranded DNA-binding protein. Lineage: Eukaryota; Fungi; Ascomycota; Eurotiomycetes; Eurotiales; Aspergillaceae. Gene Ontology annotation, biological process: mitochondrial DNA replication; positive regulation of helicase activity. Gene Ontology annotation, molecular function: single-stranded DNA binding. Bases 1 to 435 code for a protein of 144 amino acids. The record is from RefSeq and is a predicted model, not a curated record. The transcript is spliced from 3 exons. Gene Ontology annotation, cellular component: mitochondrial nucleoid.
AUGUCGUCAUUCCUCAACUCCCUCCGCCCUGGCCUGCGCAUGGCCCAGAGGGCCACCCAGACCGCCCGUGCCUUCAGCUCCUCGCCCGCCAACGCCUUUGCUCGUCUCACCGUCACCGGCCGUCUCGCCGCCGAGCCCGAGCUGCAGGCUACUGCCUCCGGCAAGGAAGUCGUCAAGUACGUUGUUGGCACUUCCCACGGUCGUCGGGAGGACCGGUCCACCAGCUGGUUCCGCGUCACUAGCUUUGUUCCCGAGGGUUCCCAGCGGGACUUUAUCCUGUCUUUGACUAAGGGAACACUCGUUCUCGUUGAGGGUGACGCCAGCCUCCGCAACUGGGAAGACAGCGAAGGCAAGAGCCGUACCACCUUGAACUUCGUGCAGCGUAAUCUUGAGGUCCUUAAGCGCCAGCAAAACGAAGAGGAAUCUCAGCAGUAG